AUGUGGAAAUACCCCCCUCCCUCCCGUCGAAACGGAAGACGGACGGCGAGCGGCGGCGCGACAAUGCGGCGCUCGGGCGGGGCCCCGUCUCGCGGCGGCUGUCGAUCCGGUGAUCCAAACGCCCGGUAGAUGAGGGAACCGGCUUCCAAUUGCGCUGCGGCGGCGUCUGCCGGUGGCGGCUUCGUCUAUCUCGGGAGUGGGCGGCGAGGACGAUGAGCCGUCCCUCGCGCGCCUGGAUCCGCAGGCUCCCGGGGAGGUUCCAUUUUAGAGAAGGGAGAUGUUCAAUGAUUUGGCUUUAAAGCUAUGGUACUCUUUUGGCACAAUAGCUGCACUGGUACAGGAAAUUGUGUCUGUCUACCCUGCACUUUCACCCCCAACAUUAUCGGCAAGUGCAGCUACCAGAGUCUGCAAUGCACUUGCACUUCUUCAGACUGUUGCAGCACACCCUGAGACCAGGACCCCUUUUCUAGAAGCCGGAAUUCCGUUCUACUUGUUCCCAUUUUUGAACACUACCAGUGAGGCAAAAUCUUUCGAGCACUUGCGUGUUACCAGCCUUGGUGUUCUCGGUGCUCUUGCUAAGGUAGAUGAUACUGAAGUUGUCAAAUUCCUGCUGAAAAGUGAAGUCAUUCCUCUGUGCUUGCGAAUCAUGGAGACAGGCUGCGAGCUUUCAAAAACAGUGGCCACUUUCAUUGUCCACAAGAUUAUGCUAGAUGAAGUUGGGUUACAUCACAUCUGUGCCACCCCAGAAUAUUUCUUUCAGGCAGCCAGUGUUUUAGCAAACAUGGUGAUUGCAUUAACUGAACAGCCCUCCACCAGGUUGCUGAAGCAUGUUAUCUGCUGCUACCUCAGGCUGACGGAUGAUCCUAGGGCCUGUACUGCGCUACGAACUCACCUUCCUGAGGCUCUGAGAAACGGAACAUUCGACAGCUGCCUUAGGGACGACCCUGCUGCAAGGCAUUUUCUCCAACAACUGCUGGAUAAUCUGGCUGGUCAUGCUGGCGGAGCACCUCAUCCAAGCGCAGGUCCUGUGGCAGGUGGAGGACGCCAUGGAGGACCCUCUCAGGCAGGACCAAGUCGCAAGCGUUGAUGUAAACCAGUCUGGUCACUGCCAUCCAGAAUUGGCUACAACGAUGCAAUUAUCUUUGUCCUAAUUGCAGGUAGUGGAAGACCCUGCUUGGCUCUCGAAUGAAGCGUUAUGCUGCAGCUUAUUCCCGUUUGGAUGGCCAGUCUGCGUUAUGCAGGCCAGACGUUGCAGUGUCUGCAUUAGUACUGCUUUAUGCAUUCAUUCUUGGUUCGGUCCUUUUCAGGUGCUACCUGGGUCGAUGGACGGGGAGGUUAUUUGGGCUAGAUGCGAGAUUUGUAGCAGGUUCCAGCAUUUUUCUUUUCUAGGAGGGCAGAUACCGACGAAAUUUUGGCGCCCUUUUGCGUAACACGUCUACGAGUUUCGUCCUCCUUCACUAACUCAAAUUAUUCUAAUCUCUAAUACACAAGAUUGGGUCAGCACACAAGUAACCUCGCUUUGUAAUCUGGGUAUCUUGCAGCGUAGAAUUCAUUCUGUUGUAAUGUGGUCUAAGAUAAGGUAUAUUUUGGCUCA
This is a messenger RNA of Setaria italica (foxtail millet), 1594 nucleotides long. RefSeq names its product CCR4-NOT transcription complex subunit 9. NCBI's taxonomy places the organism in Eukaryota, Viridiplantae, Streptophyta, Magnoliopsida, Poales, Poaceae. Gene Ontology annotation, biological process: mRNA catabolic process; negative regulation of translation. The transcript is spliced from 9 exons. The record is from RefSeq and is a predicted model, not a curated record. Gene Ontology annotation, cellular component: P-body; CCR4-NOT core complex; CCR4-NOT complex. Bases 278 to 1087 code for a protein of 269 amino acids.